Cavenderia fasciculata is the source of this 729-nucleotide messenger RNA. RefSeq lists its product as uncharacterized. The record is from RefSeq and is a predicted model, not a curated record. NCBI's taxonomy places the organism in Eukaryota, Evosea, Eumycetozoa, Acytosteliales, Cavenderiaceae. The transcript has 3 exons. The coding region runs from base 1 to 729 and encodes 242 amino acids.
AUGACGGCAGGUGCUGGCGUCAUUCCAAAUGGCGGGGAUGGUCUGUGCGUUGCAGUUGGCUGCAAACUUUUCGUCCGAGGCAGUCCACUCGCGCUGACCAACCAGCUUGCCACCAUACCAGAACGAGAGACAGUAGACUGCAAACAAGAUGAAUUGAGAAAAGCCAAAGGCUAUGAUGACAAGAGUCAGCUUCCAGCCGGCGACCAUGGCAAUGAUGAGCCCGCCAACCAUUGUGAUGAUGUUUUGCAGCAUGAUACCCAUACGCUGACUGGUCAUACCCUGCACAAGUGUCGCGUCACUGGCGAGGUGGGUGGUCAACUUGCCCGUGCUGUUUUCGGAAUGGUCAAACCAGCCAACUGGCUGACGCAGGAUGGUCUUGAACGAGUCGGAACGCAGACGGACACGCGACAUGGGUACGUCGGCCUGCUUCUUGACGCGCUUCUUUUUGCGUUGGUGGUCGGCACGACGCACGCCCGACCCGCGCAGGUUACGCUUGGACGACGGACGGAAGCUGUCGAGCAUCGGGUUGACGUCGGAAAAGGUGCUGCUGCGACGGGACCGCGUCUCGACCAUCUGCAACUCCUUUUGCUGCUGCUUCUCGACGAGACGAAAGUAGUAGCCGCCCAGGGCCAUGAGGUCGUCGUGCGUGCCGCGUUCCACGACCGCUCCAUUCUUGACAAAGACGAUUUGGUCGACGUUUCGGAUGGUCGACAGUCUGUGAGCGAUUAA